Danaus plexippus (monarch butterfly) is the source of this 728-nucleotide messenger RNA. RefSeq lists its product as uncharacterized. Bases 92 to 628 code for a protein of 178 amino acids. Lineage: Eukaryota; Metazoa; Arthropoda; Insecta; Lepidoptera; Nymphalidae. The record is from RefSeq and is a predicted model, not a curated record. The transcript is spliced from 2 exons.
AUAUCCAUACUAUAAAAACCUUAAGCUUUUUCUACUUAGUCACAUUACACGUCCUUUUUUCAUUAAGGAAGGUCCAGUAAACAUAAACAAAAUGUUUUUCUUAAAAUCUAUUGUUCUUUUUGCUGUAGCAAUCGCUUUGGGCGCGGAUGCCAGUGCAGUAUUACCAGCUGUAGCCGCACCUCUGGUUGCUUCACCUCAAAUAGGAUAUGCCCAUGCUGUACCGCAAAAUGUUCCCCCGUAUGCUGCACAAGUCAGCAUCGUUUCCAAGGCGAUUAAUCCUAUUGUUGCUGCAUCACCACUGUCAGCGCCAAUUGUUGCACCUGCGCCUGGACCAUUUGCAGCACCAAUAGCAGCUAGAAUAGCCGCACCUUAUGUUGCUGGUCCAGCACCAGUGGUUCCUGGUGCUUAUGCUGCUGCUCCUUACGCUCCUGCUGCUUAUGCCGCAGCUCCUUAUGCCGCUGGCCCUUAUGCCGCAGCACCUUAUGCUGCUGGCCCUUAUGCCGCCUCGCCGUAUGCUCUUCCUGGUCCUUUCCCUGCUGCAGCUGCUUAUGCCUCUCCAUACCCUUAUUCACUGGCUGCCCCUCUGGGACGUGUCCCAUUCGGCGUUGCACCAGCAUUUGUACGAUAGAUUUUAAGUUUAACUGUAGUAGACCUUCCUUCCAAAAAGACUUGUUAAUAAAAUAAGAAUUAUACAACAUUAAUUUUUAAUAAAUAAUUUUUGUAUUAAA